GUGGUGAUGGCAUCCCCAACCAACUGUGCCUUUCCGGGGACAGGCAGCUUCCCAGGGCUGUGGGGCACCCAGUCCCGUUUGUCCUGAUUCCUGAGAAGGGAGGUGUGCAGCUUGACCGGCUGCUUUCAGGAUCAGCCCAGCAAUUUUCCAUCCUGCUGAGCUCUCUCCUUGGCAAAGAGUGAGCCCGGAUCCCUGCAGCACGUGCCACAUGAGGGACAUGACGUGUAUCACCCAGAUAAUGGCCAGCAUCCCUCUCAGCCUGCCAGUCACUGCCUACACCCCAUCCAACAGACUGCACCCCGCCACCACAGGCUGGCCGGGUGCUGGGGUGCCCGUGUUCACUGCAGCAUGGAUGCACGGUGCCAGCACAGUGCAGCGUUCGACAACACGGCCCAGCCUGCUGCCUGCUGCCUCGACUGGAUGGCAGCGCUGCCUGACGCCCUGCCACUCUCCCGCCUCUCCAUCCCCGGCACGCACGACUCCCUCAGCCUGUUUGGUGGCCGGCGCCUGCGCUGCCAGAGCUGGGGCUUGGAGGCCCAGCUGGCGGCUGGCAUUCGCUUCCUGGAUGUGCGCUGCAAGCUGGAGCGGGGUGAGCUGCGCAUCUACCACCUGUGUACCUUCCAGCGGGUCAGCCUGCGGGGCGUCCUGCGCCGCACCCUGCGCUUCCUCCGCGCCCACCCUGGUGAGGCUGUGCUGAUGCGCAUCAAGGAGGAGCUGCCCUUCUUCCCGCGGUCCCGCUUCGCUGCCCGGCUCCAGCGCUGCCUGCUGGAGGAGAGCAGAGGUCGGCUGUGGUGCCGAGAGGAGGUGCCCACGCUGGGCCAGGUGAGGGGCAAGAUCGUGGUGCUGGAGGCGCUGGAGAGGGCGGUGCUGGGCAUCCCCUAUGAGCGGCUGAGCAUCAGCGAUGCGUGGAACGUGCUCUCGCUGGAGAGGAAAUGGGCACGAGCACAGCGGCACCUGGACGCAGCAGCCAGCGGGGACCCUGCCACCAUGCACCUCACCUUCUGCUCCGGCAAUGGGCUCUUCACCUGCCCCGAGGACGUGGCCCGCUUUGUCAACCCUCAGUGCUACCAGCACCUGCAGCGCUGCUCAGGGCAGCCGGUGUGCUGGGGAGUGGUCAUUUUGGACUUCCCCGGGGCAGGCCUGCUCCAGCUCAUCAUUGAGAGCAACGCCCCAGGGACAAAUGGAGGUGUGCCAGAUGCCCCCAGCACCCCACAGACACCCCAGCGGCAGCGGGGACGAACGCUGCGGGUGGCACCGCUGGGGCCGGUGUCUCCCAUGCUGCGGGCAGCCUCACGUGUCAGCCGACAGACAUCAAUGCAGAAGUGUGCCCGGAGAUCCCGCACGGCAUUGAGACACCUCUAUGUGACAUCCGUGUGACAGCGGCAGGGCUGGCAGUCAGUGGUGAGCAGCCCUGAGCUGCC
Messenger RNA from Phasianus colchicus (ring-necked pheasant), 1421 nucleotides. NCBI's taxonomy places the organism in Eukaryota, Metazoa, Chordata, Aves, Galliformes, Phasianidae. The record is from RefSeq and is a predicted model, not a curated record.